Molecule: messenger RNA, 522 nt
Organism: Ilex paraguariensis (yerba mate)
Lineage: Eukaryota; Viridiplantae; Streptophyta; Magnoliopsida; Aquifoliales; Aquifoliaceae
Source: the annotation of a GenBank genome assembly
AUGCUUCCAUUAUUCGAUCUGGGUGUUGGAGUUCAUCCAGUUCAGUGCCUUCAAUCAGGGAGCGAACCACCACCACCAACUCCACCACCCCUUAUCUUUCUGAGUCCAAACACUUGCUAUUUUAUCUUCGCACUCGAAGAGUGGGAGGCUCAAACGGCUCUUGCGAAGAAAAAUGUCAGUUUCAGCUCUAAUUUGCUCGAGAAUGGUGGUGGUGCCUAUCCAUUCUUCUCUCUCCUCGUCCAGUGUCGGCGGUGGUGCGACCAAGGUGGCACCAGGAGUGGGCGGCGGCGUUGGUGGCGUCAGGGUAGUGAUAGAGUCCUCAUCGCGGCCACAGAAGAAGGCAACGAAACACCACAUGAAGACUCGACCCGCAAGUCUCAGGCUUGGGACAUUCGACGUGGGCCCACCGUUUACCCUCCUCUUCCUCCGCUUCCUCCUGAGUGGACUCUCGUCACGGAUGAUGCUGUUGCUGAAACUGCUGUUUCUUCUCCUCCACAGCUGCCCAAGACCACUCAGUCGUAA